Puccinia graminis f. sp. tritici CRL 75-36-700-3 is the source of this 1515-nucleotide messenger RNA. RefSeq lists its product as uncharacterized. The record is from RefSeq and is a predicted model, not a curated record. The transcript is spliced from 2 exons. Bases 1 to 1515 code for a protein of 504 amino acids. NCBI's taxonomy places the organism in Eukaryota, Fungi, Basidiomycota, Pucciniomycetes, Pucciniales, Pucciniaceae.
AUGGAAAAACUCUCUCAACUUCAGGUCAGCCAUCGGCACAAUCAUUCCCCAAUCCGACCGACCCGUCAUCACUCAUCAAGGCAGCUCAUACCGCGACCAGAAAUCCAAGCAGGCGCAACUAGCCCAAAUCGUGAAAAUAAUGAUAUACACUCAGUUCCGCUUGGUCUGAAGCCAUCGGCUGCGAGUCCAAUCACACCAGUCUCGACUGAGGAAGCCCACCCGGUUCUGUCCCCACCGCCAGUCGCGCCUCUACCAAUUCCAAUCAUCCCACCUGCGCCCCGAGAAAGCUCGCCGAUCCCUUCCCCGCCGUUGGUCGCUGCUCUACCGGUGACACCGCCGCUACCCACUGUAUCUGUCCUACCCCAUUCUGUUACACCUACCCCGGCCGUCCAGAUUGCCAGUGCAUCCCCGGCUCCGACGACCUUAGCAAUUGCUUCCAAACCUAGUCCUCCUCUACCGUCCUGUUCUGCUGGCGUGAACUGCUCACCCACCGUAGUAAACGUCUUAUCACCCGCACCUCACCAGACACAAGGCCCACAUCGAUUGUCCGCAAACUCCAAUUCCAGCUCAGGUGUGAUCUUCUUCUCUUGCGUGGCUGGCAUCAUUGUUCUCUGUGUACUAGGUGCUAUCCUCAGUUGCGCAUUGAGAAGAUGGCGAAAUAAAAGACAACAAAGGAGCGAUGAUCGAGAUGCUUGGCAGUUCCUGGAGAACUCCAAGGACUUUCCUGAUCUUUCGCAUGAAAACAAAGACGAGUUUUCAGUGAAAAGCUCUCACUUUGGAAAUGAUUCUGAAUCUCAGUCCAACCCGACAAAUUUCUAUCCCACCCUGGGAUUCACAUCACACGUCCAACAACAAAAUCAGCAGGCAUUAGCUCGAUGUCACUUUGCCGACUUUCAGACACAGCCACCCCAACAUAUCAACAGUUUCGUCGACGAGCAAGGCAUGAACAAUUUUAUUGAUGAGCAAAACAUGGGCUGGGUGGCCGCUCCAGUUCCCGUCUCAUCACAAUACCAUGGUGUUCUGUUAGCACCGUAUGGGCCUAAUCCAGAGGCAGUCGAAGCUUAUCAGAUAUCAGGAUGUGCCAUUCCUGAACCAGUUUUUCGAAAAACUUCAAUUGCAGGAAAUUUUGGUAAUCGAUCAACCAUGUAUACCCUCCCGUCUCAAGCGCUUCACUCAACAUGUACUCGUCCAGCUUCAGUUGUCACUCGGUCCAAUACGACGGCCUCUAACCAAGAAACCAAAUUAGAAUCAUUGGUACGCGGGACUAGCCUCGCAUGUUCCGAACAACAGUCCACGGUUAUUGAAGGGCCCCCACAAGGAAUGAUUGACCAAAGUGCUAAUCUUCGCGCUACACUGAGAGAUGCCAUUCAUAGGAAGAAGGACUCGGAUGAAGAACUAUUAGAUUCACUUAUGCUUCUGUGGCACGACAGGAAUUCCGAAGCCCCCACAGGCCCCGCCAGACUUCAAACCCCAGAGAUUUCUCCUCCAGACCAUAUCGAGACAGCGAAGACAUGA